AUAAAACGCCAUUCAAACCGAUCCAGAGGGUUCCCUGACCAGUUUGCUGUUAAACGAGAAGAAGAAAAAUUAUGGACAGGAUACGACCGAACUUAGUCUGUCGCUAUCUUCUGCUGCUUCUUUGCGUCUCUGGUGCCGCUUUUCAUGAGACCGAGACACCUCUGCGUAAGGAUGAAUUCGACAAAAAUUCAACGCCCGUUACGGCCGUACAGCCAUACAGACACCCGAGAAUGUACCGGCGCGGAUACCAGGAAGAACACGAUUACGAACACGAUCAUCACGACGAUCAUAUGGACGAUCAGAAAGAAAUGAAGGCUAUGGCGCACUCCAACGUCGACUAUUGGGGCGGAUACUACGACUUCCUCAUCAACGAGGGCAGCUACAAGUUCUGGGCUGUGUUUCAACUGGCCACCGCGGCCCUCCUCAUCUACAGCAGCUUCGCAGCGCUUUACUAUGCUAAAGUGAACCCUCCGACCACGGAUGACGAGUUCGACGAUAUAUUUCGUCGUCGAAGAAAACGAAGAGCACUGUACGUGUCUCCACGUGACAUGCCUUUCUGCGGUUUGGACAGCGCCACGUUCCAAAGGAUAAUCGACGCCGUUUCCAGGGAAGUUCAUUGA
Molecule: messenger RNA, 620 nt
Organism: Hylaeus volcanicus
Lineage: Eukaryota; Metazoa; Arthropoda; Insecta; Hymenoptera; Colletidae
Exons: 4
Coding region: 72-620 (182 amino acids)
Source: RefSeq, a predicted model, not a curated record